AUGUUUAACGACGAAACCUCUUCGCUUCUUUCUAAGAAGCAACACACCCAACGCGAUGAUCUCGAAUCGAAUACUUUUGUCGCUCCAUCUCCCGAUGACGACGAAUUGUUCCGUGGUUCGAUUUUGAAUAAAACGAAAACAAAAACGCACCACGCGACGACGAAGAAGUUUGUCGUCGCCAUUGGUGCCUUGUGCGUCGGCGGCAGCGCGUUGGCUGUUUCCACCAGUUCGUCUUCGUCUUCUUCGUCUUUGAGGAUGUUCAAUACCAGCAGAUUGGGAGGCGAAGAAGAAUUUGAGACCGCGGGAGGAACACAAAACUUCUCUGAAAAUGGUGUUGACGAAAGCGAACUCUUAAUCGACGCAAAAGGCACGCAAUAUCGCGGGAAACAAACGAAAUCAGUCACCGGGAAAGACUGCAAGAACUGGGUGCAAACGACCAUGCACCCAGACGAUCACCCGAACGAUGGUUUAUACGAGAACUAUUGUCGGAACCCGCAAGGACAGCAAGAGACUAUCUUUUGCUUCGUCGGCGGAGGCGAAACGGAGAAGUGCGAACCGCUGGGUUUUAAGAACGUUCUUCUCACACAAGACGAAGAGGAAGUGGAACGAUUAGAACGGGAGUUGGCGCAAGCCGAGGAAGAGGCAAAAUUGCCGCGCGCGGAUGGCGACGAGUCUUCAAACCCGCAAGAGCCGCAAGUCGGGGAGAUUAUCAUCACGGAGGAAGUGCCGGUGACGGACGGGCCAACCGCGGACGAGAUGGACGAUACGAUCGGGUCGAGAGAGCCGAUGCAGUUCCAAGGUGAAACUGGCGGAAAUAACAACGAUCCGGACGGAUCUUUUGCCGAUGAUGGACAAAUGGUUCAACCGCAAUCGCCGGACGACGAACGCGUCGUCGGAAACGGUCAAGCGUACCGAGGGAAACAAACAAAGUCGAAAUCUGGCGUCGAGUGUAAGAAGUGGGUGCAAACCACCUCCACUCCGGACGAUAACCCGACCGAAGGUUUAGAGGAAAACUUUUGCCGUAACCCACACGGUGCUCAGGAAUCGAUAUGGUGCUACGUUGGCGGUGGCCAAUCCGAGUUGUGCGACCCGCUCGGAGGCGGUUCGGUGGAGGAAUCCGCGGAGCCGGACGCCAACGUCGUCGCGGCGUCUGUGCAACAAGCCACCACGGAACAACAACAAAACUCGUUCACUGAUAUUUUGCAAGAAGUGGAGAAAACGGCGGACGCGUUGAGGACGGAAGCGGACGCUUUACAAUCGGAAGAGCAAAGGUUGAACCCACCGAAUACCGAAGCCGGCGUCGGGUUUGACGAGACUCCGGAAGUAAACGAAGAAGAAAAACAAGCGAAGAAAAAAGGUAACUUUGACCCGGCGGUUGAAGUCCUCGACGGCGACGGUACCUCAUACAGAGGCUUCCAGACGUUCUCCAAAACUGGCAAAGAGUGCGUCGCGUGGCAAUUCACGCAACGCACCGCGUUCGAAUACCCGGAUGGCGAUUUGUCCGGUAACUUUUGCCGUAACCCGGACAACCAAAAGUCCAUCUAUUGUUACGUUGGAAAUAACGUCGCGGAAUUGUGCGAACCGUUGCAAGCGCCGAAAGAGUUAAACAACGCGAACAUUAAAGAAGCCGUGAACAAAUGCUUACAAGAAGCGCCGAACGAUGGGAAUUGCCCACACUUUGCCGCCAAGUCGCAAUUCGGCGUCAUGAAGGAUUGGGACGUCUCCAAAGUCACGAACAUGCAAGAGUUGUUCAAAGGUAAAGAAGCAUUUAACGGUGAUUUGUCCGAAUGGGACACGUCCUCGUUGACCAGUGCGUACCAAAUGUUUCACAGUUGUCGGUUGUUCAAUUCGGACAUCUCGAACUGGGACGUCUCGAACGUGGAAAGCUUCCAAGGCAUGUUUAACGGCAACGCCGCGUUCAACGCGGACAUUUCCAAAUGGAACACGAGUAAAGCGAAGACCAUGCAAGGCAUGUUCAAAGACGCGAUUAACUUCAACCAAGACAUUUCAGAUUGGGACACGUCGAAGGUGGAAAGCUUUGUGAGCCAAUUUGAAGGCGCCGAGCAGUUUAACCAAGCCAUUGGGAAGUGGAACACCGGCUCUUCGAAAUGGGACGGCAUGCAAGGCAUGUUCCAACGCGCCAAGUCGUUUGCUCAAGACGUGUCUUCGUUCACCGGCCAAGCGUCGACACAAAACCAAGGCAUGAUGUUCUCCGGUGCAUCUGCGUUCCACGCGCGAUUCAAGUGCGCCAUGCCGGACAUGGGACCGGCGGCGACGUGCAAAGACACGAUGGCGACGGCGGAACAACAACUCGGUGAAGACGAAUCGUUAGACGAAGGAGCCGACGUUGCGGACGAAAGCGAUGUUCAAGAAAUUCAAGUGAACGAAGAGUCGGACCAAUCGAUCGAUGAAGACGAGCAUAAAGAGCCAACAGAGGCCACAGACAGCACCGCCGCCCCCGAAACCGCCGAAGAAAAACAAGAAGAACAAGGAGAAACCAAUGCUGAAAUGGGGCCGGAGCCGGAAGAUGAUGCGGAUUCGGUCGAUGCGACCUCCGAGCAAAGCCACAUCGAAGAGUUGCAAAAUGAAUUAGAUGGCGAGGAUCCGGACUUGGACGUGCAAGAUCCAGACGACGAAACUGUCAUCGAAAACGGGUUGACGUACAGAGGUAAACAAACCCACACUCGAUCCGGGAUGGAGUGCAAAAAUUGGGUCCAAACGACGAUCACGCCGAACGACAACCCUCACCAAGGUUUAGAAUCUAAUUAUUGCCGUAACCCGAACGGGAUGCAAGAGACUAUCUUUUGCUUCAUCGGUAACGGCGAAACCGAAGCGUGCGACGCGAAAGCCGAAAUGUAA
This is a messenger RNA of Bathycoccus prasinos, 2859 nucleotides long. RefSeq lists its product with no specific name. The record is from RefSeq and is a predicted model, not a curated record. The transcript has a single exon. The coding region runs from base 1 to 2859 and encodes 952 amino acids. Gene Ontology annotation, molecular function: signaling receptor binding; endopeptidase activity. Lineage: Eukaryota; Viridiplantae; Chlorophyta; Mamiellophyceae; Mamiellales; Bathycoccaceae.